GAAGAAAGAGGAAAAGCACGUUGAGUUUUAAUCAGAUGAAUGUGAGUGGAUGUUUGGACACUGUGGACAUGGAGCUGCAGAUCCUUCAGCCCAGCGCGUCCUGGAGCUUUACCCGCAUGGAAUGACCCGCACACGGACAACUGCAGCGGAGUUCACCCAGACCGGGAGACCCUGACAAGGAAAGGAGGUAAAAGGGCAAAGACGUCAAGGAACCAUCUGUGGUUGGUUAACGGUCAGCCACAGCUUCCUGCAAUGCCAGAGGACGCCAAUAAGGACGCCAUGAGAACGCCAGCAGCCACCCCGGAGAAGGCCAAUAACGGUGAGCAUCCAAUGGCCAAUGCUACCACGGUCAACAUCCCGCUGGUCAAUGAAGUCCAGUUGACGGCUGCGACCGGAGGCGCUGAGCUGUCGUGCUACCGCUGCACCGUCCCAUUCGGCGUGGUGGUGCUGAUCGCUGGCAUCGUGGUCACCGCUGUGGCGUACAGCUUCAACUCCCACGGGUCGACCAUCUCCUACUUCGGCCUGGUGCUGCUGUCGGCCGGGCUGGUGCUGCUGGCGUCUAGUGUCGUUUGCUGGAAGGUGAGGAUGGAGAGGAAGAAGGAGAGGAGGCGGGAAAGUCAGACGGCGCUGGUCGCAAACCACAGGAGCAUUUUUACUUGAACUACAACCUGAAUCCGAGGUUCUGGACUCGGAUGUGUUGGAUUUCCGACCUUUAAAUGUUUAAAGACCCAAAGCUUGAAGACAUUACGAGGGAUUUAUUUGUCAAACAAACAUCGUGCAUCUGGAAAACUGGGAACGCUGCCAGGAGGAAUGUAUCACAAUUAAGAUGAAUUACCACCGUGCGAAGGAAGUCUCCUAUUAAUCUGCUGGCUUUGAUUGUAACGGGAGGGACUGUGGUUUUCCAAAAGGAGACAGGAAACUCCAGGAUGGUGAUUCAUGCCUCAUUUACUUUGCUUCAACUUGCACAUAUCUGUUUCUAAACUCUCAUUAUUCAUCUCACGGGGUUGAUUUAUGUAUCGCCUGUUGUGGGGGUAAGGUACUUGAGUUUAUUGGCUCGUUUCUGACACAAAGACAUGAAGUUUUGACGAUAAAAUGCUGAUAUGUUUUAUUUCAACUCCUGAUGAUAGGCAUAUAGAGAGAAUAUUUAACCUCAAAAAUGUAUUCUCAUAAAGCACUUUGAGUCAUAUUCCGAAUUAAAUGACAAGUAUUCACACAUUUAGGACAUGUUUCAUCAGAUUAAUGUAAUCAUCAGUCAUUGUCCAUAUUAUAAAAGGUCAUUAAAUGUAGCACAUGUUUUAUUUUAAUGUAAUCAUUUGUGUGUAUUUACUGGUAACAGGACGUCAUGAGGUUUAAUAAACUUGUGUUAAUCAAAUAUACAAAGAGAUGAGUUUAAUAUGUGAUGACAAGAGGCUUAGGGAUGUGUUGAAGUGGAUUUUAUCACUUAGGAAGAAGUUUUAUGUUCCUGGAAACAUCACUAAAUGGGAUUUUCAUCUGGGUUUUAUUAGACGGAACCAAUCGCAACCAUUGAUCAGAGUCAAUCUGAUAGUAUCUGUGGCCAACGUUGUUUUUUGUUGAUCAAGUACACCCUAGAAAUCCAAAAAAGAUGCUCUAUUAAAAAGACAGUGAACAUUCACCAAAGGUACCUUUAACUUUGGUUCACUUCCUGUCUCCAAAGUGGGCGUGGUCAGAAGGGUUGGCAAUGCCAGGUGGUUAAAUGUAGAUUAAUAAAAACAACAAAAAUACACUAAUAUCAAGUUUCUAUUGGUAUGUAACAUUAUUUUAUCAGAAUUAUGACUCUGAUUUUAUUUCCCUGGUUACUGGUACCUCAUCCAGAUGAGAUUUUGUAAGACAGGCCUCAAACAAACUCAAUCUCCACCAUUUAGAAAUGCCAUUGUAGUGUCAGAAUGUUCAGAAAACAUGUAGCUUGUGUCAGAGGGGUUCAGUAUUUACAGUGACUUUGGGGCAAAAGAAUCAGUUGAAAUCUUUAGCUAAGUCAUGUCAUGGUCACUUUUUAUAUCAGAUGAAAUUGAACCAAAUAUGCUUCAAAUGUAACAAAGGGGCGGAGCUGUGGAGAAACCAUGUGACACUGAAACAGGAAGCUAACAUGAAGGUUCUCUGUGGCAAUAAUAUUUUCAGUAGAAGCACCUGAUGUGUGUGUGUGAAGGUUAUGUAUGUUCUGAAAAGACCAUUUAUUUCCUUAUAGUGUUGCUGCAGAUCCUUAUUGUUAAGGUAAUUGACAGUUAAUAGUUCAGUUUUAUUAGCAGUAACACCAUGAUGAUGCUCUGCAUUAUACAGUUGUAUAACAUAACAUAAGAACAGGAUAAUGUUGCAUUUAAUGUCCUCAAACUCAUCACUGAAAUUGAAGAUGAUGGACUUUAUAAUACCUCGAUAAGAAAAAAUAAAUAAA
Sphaeramia orbicularis (orbiculate cardinalfish) is the source of this 2407-nucleotide messenger RNA. RefSeq names its product transmembrane protein 100a (gene tmem100a). The coding region runs from base 253 to 660 and encodes 135 amino acids. Gene Ontology annotation, biological process: cellular response to BMP stimulus. NCBI's taxonomy places the organism in Eukaryota, Metazoa, Chordata, Actinopteri, Kurtiformes, Apogonidae. The transcript is spliced from 2 exons. Gene Ontology annotation, cellular component: plasma membrane. The record is from RefSeq and is a predicted model, not a curated record.